Messenger RNA from Pimephales promelas (fathead minnow), 3187 nucleotides. RefSeq names its product 6-phosphofructo-2-kinase/fructose-2,6-biphosphatase 4b (gene pfkfb4b). Gene Ontology annotation, cellular component: cytosol. Gene Ontology annotation, molecular function: fructose-2,6-bisphosphate 2-phosphatase activity; ATP binding; 6-phosphofructo-2-kinase activity. Gene Ontology annotation, biological process: fructose 2,6-bisphosphate metabolic process; fructose metabolic process. NCBI's taxonomy places the organism in Eukaryota, Metazoa, Chordata, Actinopteri, Cypriniformes, Leuciscidae. The record is from RefSeq and is a predicted model, not a curated record.
UUGUUUACCUUCCUACGCAGUUUUCCUUUUUUUUGUUUGUUUGGCCACAUCAUUGAGUGGGUUUACGGUAGAGUUUAGUAACUUUUGAAUUUUAUUUAUUUAUUUUUUUGCGUGCAAUGAAUCGCUAUUCAGCGAAAAUAAAAAUCAUGUUAGUAAUCAUGUUAAAUUGUCAGGGGACUUUUAUCGUUCUUAUAACAAACGAUUGAGUAUUCAAUUUAGAAUAAUCCGUUUAAUUCAUAUUAUUGGCCAGUUGUAUGAAAUACAAGUCUUACAAGUUAUUCGUCUAAUUUUUUUAACUCAUACUUUUUCUAAAAUCAGAUGAAACGUACAUUGAUCUCCUUUUAAUCCAAAAGUAGUGACUGUGUGUUUAUGAUUCCAGUCUGCCUGAUUAUGAAACUUUUUUGUUGCAUUGCGCGUUUUUUGUUGGUAUUACGGUAAAGUCUGUCAUUGAUAACGCUCAGCCGAUAUGACAUGUUACACAGCCCAGAGCCCACAGUGAGCAGCUCAGCCUCAGUCCGCUCGGUAUACAGCGAUCAGUGGGAAGAAUCGGAAGAACUGGUCAUGAUAACACGUACAGCCAGGAUGAGUUCUAAUGAAGAUAUUAUCAUGGCGAUUCCCAGAGAGCUUACACAAAACCCACUGCGGAAAAUAUGGAUGCCAUGCAAGAACGGGUUGCCGGAAAAACACAUUUUUCAAAAGAAAGUUUGUAUGACCAACUGUCCUACUCUCAUUGUGACGGUGGGCUUGCCAGCAAGAGGAAAAACCUACAUCUCUAAAAAACUCACACGCUACCUCAACUGGAUUGGUGUACCAACAAAAGAAUUCAAUGUGGGACAGUAUAGGAGGGAAUGUGUGAAAAUCUACAAGAGCUUUGAAUUCUUUCGUCCUGAUAAUGAGGAAGGACUGAAGAUAAGGAAGCAAUGUGCGUCGACAGCACUCAAUGAUGUCAGACAGUAUCUCAGUGUUGAGGGUGGCCAUGUUGCUGUGUUUGAUGCUACGAACACAACCAGGGAACGGAGGGCCACCAUCAUGAGAUUUGCAGAACAAAAUGGAUAUAAGGUGUUUUUUGUUGAGUCUUUGUGUGAAGACCCCAAAGUUAUUGCAGAGAACAUUGUGCAAGUAAAGUUGGGAAGUCCUGACUACACUGACCGUAACACUGAAGAAGCCAUCCAGGACUUUAUGAAGAGGAUCAAAUGCUAUGAAAACAGUUACCAGCCACUGGAUGAAAACCUAGACAGAGAGUUGUCAUACAUUAAAAUAAUGAACGUGGGUCAGCGGUAUUUGGUGAACCGCGUGCUCGACCACAUUCAGAGCAGAAUCGUUUAUUAUCUGAUGAACAUCCACAUCACGCCACGCUCCAUCUACCUCUGUCGUCAUGGAGAGAGUGACCUUAACGUCAAAGGUCGCAUCGGAGGGGAUUCAGGCCUGUCGCCCCGUGGUAAAGAGUUUGCUCAGAGUCUAGGGAAGUUUAUUCAGGAUCAGAAUAUAAAGGAUCUCAAAGUGUGGACGAGUCAGAUGAAGCGGACCAUUCAGACCGCUGAAGCGCUGGGUGUACCGUACGAACAAUGGAAAGCGCUCAAUGAGAUUGAUGCUGGUGUAUGUGAGGAGAUGAUGUAUGAGGAGAUCCAGGAAAAUAUCCCUCUGGAGUUCGCUCUCAGAGACCAGGACAAAUAUCGGUACCGCUAUCCUAAAGGAGAGUCUUAUGAGGAUCUGGUCCAGAGAUUGGAGCCCGUCAUUAUGGAGCUUGAACGUCAGGAGAAUGUGUUGGUUAUUUGUCAUCAGGCUGUCAUGCGUUGUCUACUUGCCUACUUCUUGGACAAGAGUGCAGAAGAGCUUCCGUAUUUGAAAUGUCCUCUACACACAGUCCUGAAGCUUACUCCUGUGGCUUAUGGCUGUAAAGUGGAGUCAAUCUAUCUUAAUGUAGAAGCAGUGAACACUCACAGAGACAAACCUGAGAAUGUGGACAUCUCCCGUCUGGCAGAAGAGGCUCUUCUCACUGUUCCGGCCCACUAUUGACCUGUGACAUCACAUCCUGUUCAUCAGCAACACUCCAUCAUGCUCUUCCAUCCUUUUUAUGUGACUCCUCUUAUUGGUUUCUUUGUGUUUGAACAGUGGGGGAAAAUCAGUUCUGAGUCCUGAAGAUGAGCAACUUUAGGCCUUUACAUUUGUAUUUUCUCUUUUCUCAAUUGCCACAUAGGUGACUGGAAUCCAGUUAUUGAUUUAUUAACCCUAGUGUUGGGGUGUGAGUGUGCGUUCACGUGUGUAGGUCUGCUUGCAUUCGAGACUGGUUCAGAACAGAUUUGAAUGAGAUGCAAGUAUUGUUUCUAUACAUUUCUACUUAAGAUUUUUGCUAGAACGCUUUGUGUUAUGUGGGACUAAAUGAUCAGUGCAGGUGUGUGUCUUCACAUAAUGACUGUUUACUGCUUUUGUUUUUUGAUUUGGGUUCUGGCUUCACAUUUCUUUAAGCAAUACUUUACAUCUCAGUCAUUCACACACUGGAGUGUCAAUUAAGUAAUUUGGCUUUCAUUUAACACUAAAUGCAAUUCAUAAAAAUAGAAUACUAACUUUGUUUAAAACAAAUGACUGCAGAUUUAUCAACACACAUGGACUUUACUUUGUACAGUGUUAACCACCGGGAUGUUUCAGCUCCUUUCAGAUUUGUGAUGCGAGCGUUUUAAAAAUGCUCAAAAUGUAGCAAGAAUUUUCAAACAUCUUACCUCGGUUACAUUUCCUGCAGGAACAAAAUAUAAUGUUUACAUUUUAAGUCUUGUCACAAUAGGUGGGUGAUAUUUCUAUUUUAUUUUUGCACAUUAAGCAUACUUAUUUUCUUUGACUAUUUUUGACAAAACUAUUUCUUAAAUCUCAACUAUAUAUUUGAAAUUGAUUUGUGCUUUAAUUUUUUUUUUUUUUUACUUUACUUUACAGUCUAGUGUUUAAGGAGAUUAAGUGAUUAAAGUGUUCAUCUCAAUUACUGUCAUGCUUAUUACUAGGAUUAUUUCUUUUUCAACUAUUAUUUGAAGAGCACCUCUGAGAACUAAAUGUGAAGAGCUCUGUGAAUCUGUGACGUAUUCUGUCCUGCAGGUCGCUGUGAUCAGUAGGGCUGAAUAUGCUAAUGUGCUUGAAGCUCAUGGUUCUCAAAUUUGAUGCACAAUGUCACAUUUUUUCAUUAAAUCAUUCUGUCAUGUAA